AUGGGCCAACCUAAGUCUCUUCUUUUCCUGUUGAUCUUCUUAACUCUGUCAAGGUCUUGUAUGUCAUGGUUUUGGUCUUCUUCUUCUGGCCAGGCCGGCCAUAACCCUGCACAAAAUCUGCAAAUAUCUGGUGAUGUUGCUGCUGAAUUCUCCACGGAUGCUCUCAAUGAUGAAAGGGGGAUUGAGCGACUCAACAACGCUAGAAGAAAACUGGUUGGCUCUAACUCUUGUUGGCACGAUGCUUACCAAGGAAUAUUUGCAGCAUGUUCUGAGAUUGCCGCCGACGACAAUGACAAGAGGAAGAGAUUUGCUUGGGAUCUUAGCAAUUGCUUUCAAAAGGACUCUGGCAGACCCCCUUUUCCUAGAUGCCCUGCAGGCUCUCCCAUGAAAGCUUGCCUUGAAAAAUUGGACAACAAUGCAAUUCAUGCGUAUCGCGAAUUCUAUCUGGAAACCAACUCCAUUUGCCAUCAGUUACAGUCUGAUAUAUUCCGGCGUCAAACAGAGAAGUUGGUGAAUGAAUUGGUAAAGUCAUCUGAUUAUGCAGAGGAGAAAUUAGAAACCAUAGGAGAGAAAUCAGAGAAAUUGCUGGAGGGCUCCAAAUAUAUCCACGAGUCUUUGAAUUCAAUCGACGAACAAACACAAGAAGUGGCUCAGACUUCCAAGAAUGUGAGUGAUCAAAUUGGUGGCAUAAUGAAGCAGUCAGAGGUGAUGUUUGAGCAAUCUGAGAAAAUUGCAGCCUCUCAGUUAGAGUUGCAGAUGGGGCAGGACAAAAUGAAGGAAAAAUUGGAAGAGGGGAUGGCAAUGGUUCAUGAGUCUUACCAUGUUCUAGGUAAAGGAAUACACAGCUUACAGGAUGAGACUGUUGAAAUAGAGAAGAAGAUAGGCAUAGUUGGAGAAGCCAUGUCUACAAAGAUGAGCAAGCUGCAAAGCAAGGCUGAUGAUAUUGGGAAUGUAGCAGAGAUUUCCUUGAAAAAGCAAAAGGAACUUCUACAUGGGCAAUCUGAAGCUCUUGAUGGCCUUGAGUCACUAAGUAAGUUUCAAUCCCAAGCUCUAGAAGAGAGCAGGGUUAUUUUGCAACAGUUUGCUACAUUUGGCCGUGAACAACAAGAAGAGCUUCUUCAACGACAGGACCAGAUUCAAAAAGCACACAACCACCUAGUCGAAAAUUCAAAAUCCAUAUUGUCAGCUCAGGAAGCUUUUGAGCAGAAGCAGGCAACCAUGUUUGUUGCUUUGGACAGGCUAUUCGCCUUGCACAACGCCUUGUUGCUCGAAUCACGGUCAAUGAAAGCCUUCUUCAUUUAUGCCAUGUCAAUGUUUGUCCUCUACAUGUCCACCAGCACAAAGCAAACUUCCACUGUGAGAUGUGAGCUAUACAUUGGUCUAUCGAUUAUAUUUCUGCUUGAACUUGCAGUCCUGAGAUUUACAACAAAUGGAAUAGAGCAACAGACUCGGUGGGUCAAUAUAUUGAGGAACUUCUUUGCGCUGUAUGCCUCAGUUCGAAUAAUAGUUGCUUAUAUCAGAUACAAGGACUAUGGAAGGCUGAACCACGAUAUGCUACAAGUUCUAACAGAGGAGGUUAUGAGCUUACGACAAAACGCAAAGUUGGAAUGGGAAUCAGAUGAUGAAUCCGAUUGGUCUACAUUUGUUGACAAAGAUGUACCGGAUGGCUUUGAGAACUUGAAGGAUCCCAACCAUCUGCAAGAAGAAGUUGGAGAUAAUUUAUAUGCAAUCACUUCGUGUACUGGAAGAUAUAAUCUCCGCAGUCGCUCUCCUCGAUCAACUGUCUGUUUUUGA
Prunus mume (Japanese apricot) is the source of this 1794-nucleotide messenger RNA. RefSeq names its product protein GAMETE EXPRESSED 1-like. The record is from RefSeq and is a predicted model, not a curated record. NCBI's taxonomy places the organism in Eukaryota, Viridiplantae, Streptophyta, Magnoliopsida, Rosales, Rosaceae.